UUAAAGUUUUAAGGAAAAUGUUGUAAAAUGCGGUGUGGAAAAAAUUAUGGAAAGAUCCAGUCUGGCAAGAUGUAGACAUUCUUUUUUUUUUAAAUAAUUUCUUUUAUUCCUUGCGGAGAAGCUGUGCGUGUUCUAUCCCUUAGAGAAUGAGAGGGAGGAAGAGAGAGAUCCUCCCUCCCAGAGGCUAUCCUUGCUUUAAUUGUGGCAUAUGAAGCAAGGGACAGACUCGAACAGAUCAGAGAUUAGAGCUGCAACACACGCAGACAGUGCUGAUGGUGGAUUUUUUUUUAAACCCUGACUGAAGUCGACUAGAUCCUGCCACUGAGUAAGUGAGGGAGAGAGAGGGAGAGAGAAAGGGAACAGCCAUGAGAAGGAGUGGGAGGAAGAAAGCGCCAGAAAGGGAGUGAGUGCAAUGCGUGAGGGGAAGCAAGAGAGAGCGAGAGGGAAUGGGGUGGGGGAGAGCAAGCGAUGGAGAGACAGGAAACAUGCAACAGCCACUGAACCUGGAAGGCAGGAAGAGUGGAGGAAGCGGUGGAAUACGGAGGCUCUCAGCCAAAUGCAGGGGCAAUGGAAUACAAGCAAAGGCAGCAUGUGCUUGUUGAAGAGGAGGGAGGGAGGCUGUCAACGGUCCAGCAGCAGAGAACAACGUGGGGAUAAUAUCAGAAACAGGCACUGACGGGAAACGGAGCGAGAGGGUGGGGGUGUAAGUCAAGGAACAUGCUGACGAAAAAGUUUCAGGCUUCAGGAGGGAUAGAACUUGCAUGACAAUACCAUCCAGCCAGGAGUGGUGGGAAACGAUGCGUGCAGGAAAGACGAAUCUGUGCCGGAGUCUCAAUAUGAAGCUUCUCUCCUGCCUCUGUUAUGUUUACUGAUACCAGCGGGCUUGGGCGACAUACCAUCCCACGUCACUUCUGGCUCCCACAGAAGAAGACCAAGAUGGGACACUCAGCAAAGACUGCGAAGGAAUCUUUGUUUAGUUUUGAGCCUGAGGAAUACAAGAAGAUGGGUUCUCAUGGAUCUAAGCAGACGGUGCAUAAUGGAUACAGUCACCAUUCUAGGGUAUCUCUUACCACUCUGAAGUGGCAUACGAAGCUCUUUAGGACUGGUGAGAGCUGUCAAACUGAUUCGAGCAGUAUGAGGUGGCGUAAGUGUCAGGGGCAGGGAUUACAACACAACAGCGCCUCUGUGAGGGACGGCUCAAGAGAAUGCAGCUUUGUGGAUAACUUCCACCAAACCCAGACUCCCCUCCCUUUGAGGAAAUGUGCUCUGGAUUUGCCGACGCAGUUCAUAGGUCAAAGAAACUGUGGAGUGCCUGUUUGCGUGGUGGCACAACAAUCCGACUCUGUCAGAAAGUCACAGGCGCCUGGGCAAACUGAGGCAAAUGAACACACCUUUGACAAACGUCAGACGCCAAAAACCAGCUGCAGUAGAAAUCCAGAACACUAUAGUGUGGAUAGCGCAAGACAGAAUUUCCCUAACUCAAUGGGACAUGUAGCAGAAGACAGUGAUGGGUACAGGUCCAUGCAUGAAGUUUUCUUCUCUACAGAAGUUCCUCAAAACCUCACCAUCAACCACAAUAAGAGCUCUCAAAAAGGGGAUUUGCAAAAUAUGUCAGACAACAGGGGGACGUCCCUGAGUGGAGAUGCUUACAUCUUCAAAUCAAAGAAAACUCAGAGGGUUCUCCAGGACCAGAUCCGUAAAGUGGUUGUGAAUCUUGAGGAAGUUCUCCGUGGCUUGAAGGAAGUGCAUUUGGAAAUGAAGGAGGUGGUCCAGCAAAUUGACCAGCUGACCUCCAUCAUUGACCUGGGAGAGGAGGACAGCGGAGAGGCCUCUGGACGUUGCAGCCCCAGUGAGCAAGUUUCUGCAUCAGAGGAAGCAAAGCAUGUGGAAACCAGCAUCGACAAUUCUGGGUACACAAACAACCCAGGUCUUGUGUCAACUUUACCAAGGGGUGCCAAAAGGCUUGAAGCAGGUAGCAAAGACCAUACACAGCGUGAAGGCCCCCUUAGAGUUGCACCACCAGCAUACCCAGCUGCACUUUCAUCUAUAAACAAUUCAGGGCUGAAAUUCAAUCAUGGAACAACAGCAUCCCAAAUUAAGGGCCCAAAAUCGGAGGCCAGUGCUCUGUCUAGAAACCAGAAGCCUCCUCCUUACCCCCUUAACAGCAGAACCUGGAGAGCAAAUAAAGAAAAAACUCCCUGUUAUGCAGGCAGAAGAAGACUGCUGUCCACAAUUGUGUAAUGGGGCAGCUGCUUGAGGGCAGCUAGGGGAAGAUUACAGUUUGAAGAAGCUGGUAUCCAAGGAGACCAGUAGUAUUAAGUAAGUAUGUUCUGAGCGUCUCUGCAUGCAGCCGACUGAAUCAGCACCUCACUAUUCAAACACGAUUCACUCUGAGUGCAUGUUAAGUAUGCACCAUGGUGUGUCUGCAUACUGUAUGUAUGUGUUCAGCUGUGCUAUUUGAGGCCAACUUGUCACAAAAAGUCAGGAGGUGCUUGUACAUUAGUGCCAGUCUAAGACAUUUUGAGAAGUAUGUAAUUACAUAAUCACUGCUUUUUUUUUUAGGUAGUAACAAUUUAUAAUCUGAAAUAAGGAUUUUUAUUUCUAUUAGUUUUGACAGUAGGAGAUUUUACAAUAUAGUUUAGUCAUCAAGGUUUACAGAUUAGAGGUGAACCUAUCUCAAUUUUUAUAUGACUGAAUCAUUUAAGGGGUCAUUGUAUUGGGAAAAUCUACCACCACAUGUACCACAUCACAUUUGUAUUUCUGGUCUAUUCAUGCAUCUUUAGAAACUUCUUUAUUCUGGUCAGGGUCAUAGUGGAGCCAGAGCCUGUCCCAGAUACACUGGGUGUGAGCCAGGAAUACAGCCUGUAGGGAUGGCAGUUCAUUACAAUACACCAUGCACACACACAUUCACACAUGCAUUCACAUGUAGGGGCAAUUUAGCAUGACCAAUCUACCAGUUUUUGGGAGGUGGGAGGAAACCGGAGAACCAGGAAGAAACCAACACAGACUAUGGUAGAAAUCCAUACAGACAGGAACUGAACUCAGGACUGAACCAGGGACUCUAGAGCUGUAAGGGAGCAACGCUACCCGCUGCACUACUAUGCCGCCCUUUAUAAGUAUAUUAUUAUCUAGUAAUGUUAUCAAGAAUUGUGACUUUCCCAUUGUACUCACUCAAAGAAAGCAUGGCCUCUCCGGCUGACAUUUCCAGUGGAGAAGGUGUAGCCUCCCAUGCCUCAAAACUAACAUUAUGUUUGGAAUAAGAUAGAUCAAUGUUGCACAAUCCUGAAGGUAUCAAAACACAUUAAAACUAAUAAAUUUACUAAAUAUAUCUAAUGACCACAGACCAUGCAUUAAGCCUUGUUUAUUCGAUAGUAUUGGAAGCAGAGAUCUCAUCCAUAGUUGUGCAGUAUGUUCUCCAAAUGUUUGACAGGAAAUCAAAUACGUGCAUAUGAGCUUAUUACUUAAAUCCCAUGGUGCGAAAGCUGGGCAGCAUUUAUUGCUAUGCAUUUCAUGAUACGGGAAUAAAAAUAGGAAAUGUUAUUAUUUAAGUGAACAACUCUGAAUUAGCUUCAUUACAAAUCACUCAAUCAUCUGAAAGCAGGCCUCUUCAGUCAAGCAUUCGGAGCCCAGCUGGAUAUUUCAGGCUGAAACACUGCAUCUUACAAUUAAUUGAUUAAUGUGAACACCUGGAGGAACACCAAGAUGGCAGAGCUUUGGCUCCAAACCACAGGGGGAGAGGAAUAAUGGAUGUGCUAUUGUACAGAACACAGUUAUAUGCACAAACUUUUUGCUGACAUGAGUAGAAAAACCUCAUACCAAACCAGAUAAAUGAAACCACAAACAAAAUAACAGAGCUGUAUGUGAGCACUGCUUGCAUUAAGAAUGAGCUUCCAUUAUCAGCAAGCAUGAGGGCAUUUUGAAGCUACAUUCGAGCUUAAAACGGUAAAGUGGUUUAGAAUCACAAAACUAUAAUAGCUGUUAUAGUGAUCACAAUUAGUUUUGCAUGCAAAUUAUUGUUAGCUUUGUAAGAAAUGAAACACUUGAGGGUGGGUGUACUGUUACAGGAAAUAAUCCAGGACUGGAUGGUGUGAUGCCACCCUAAAGUGGAUUAUUUUCCAGUAACAUGUUCCAACGUGUUCCACUUACCAUUGCAAUUUCCAAAGAUUAUUUAUUAAAGAAUGAAAUGUAGUGCUUUUUAAACAUUUAAAGAUACAUUUAAUGUUGUGGAAUGUCUGCAACACAAAUUACAUAUAAGCAGACAUUUCCUCUAGAGCAACUCGUUUUUUUUUUUUGUCUCGUUAAUGGGA
Molecule: messenger RNA, 4307 nt
Organism: Ictalurus furcatus (blue catfish)
Lineage: Eukaryota; Metazoa; Chordata; Actinopteri; Siluriformes; Ictaluridae
Exons: 2
Coding region: 862-2241 (459 amino acids)
Biological process (GO): positive regulation of cell size; positive regulation of translation
Source: RefSeq, a predicted model, not a curated record